GAACAGAUGUUGUCAUUGUUAAAAAUGGCAGAAGAAUAUGUGGCACGGGAGGCUGCUUAGCCAAUGCACCUUUGCAUCAGAACAAGAGCUAUUUUGAGUUUAAAAUCCAAUCCACAGGGAUUUGGGGUAUUGGAGUUGCAACCCAGAAAGCAAACUUGAAUCAAAUUCCACUUGGUCGAGAUGUCCAUAGCCUGGUGAUGAGGAAUGAUGGAGCUCUCUACUAUAACAAUGAGGAGAAAAAUAGACUACCAGCAAACAAUCUUCCUCAGGAGGGCGAUGUGGUGGGCAUUACAUAUGACCAUGUAGAAUUAAAUGUAUAUUUAAAUGGGAAGAACAUGCAUUGUCCAGCUUCAGGAAUCCGAGGGACUGUCUAUCCAGUGGUCUAUGUUGAUGACAGUGCCAUUCUGGACUGUCAGUUCAGUGAAUUUUAUCAUACACCUCCACCAGGGUUUGAAAAGAUCCUCUUUGAGCAGCAAAUCUUCUGAAUGUCUUCAUACCGAAAAUUUGCACCCUGCACUGUUACAAAAGCUUUGUCAUCUUAAAUAAAGCUUCACAUUACUUUUGGGAAAUAUAUCUGUAUUUUUCGUAAGUACUUGUGACUGUUGUCUGCAGAAUUAGUAUGUUAACUGCAACACCAGGUAACUGUGUUGCAAAUACAAGAUUUCUGACACUGUUUUGUGGCAGGGUUUUUCUCUGAUUUGUACUUGAUGCAUAAGGAGACUAAGGGAUAUUAUUGACAUCAGUAUUACAUUCAGUAUUUUGAAUAAACUCGAGCUCUGUAAAGCCAGUAGUCCUUAUGCAUAUGAUAGCUAUGGAGAUGGAUAGUUCUUAUGAUUUUCUUUCCCAGCUUUUUUCACACAGAAGUUUUUUCACACCUUGUUUAACGGAAGCACUGUGUUUCUAGUCUGUGAUUUGGAGUUGUGAUGUCCCAGUAGUGCACAAUGACUAGUAAUACGAUGGCAUAACUAGCAGCCAGGUACUUUGGGGUUUUGUUUUGUUUUGUUUUUUUUCCCAAGGUGUAAUUUAAUCAAUUUCCUCAAUCUUAGAGUGACAAGUAUAACUUAUCUAUUUCUCCUAGCUUUUCAUUUGCUUUAAUUGUGA
Molecule: messenger RNA, 1101 nt
Organism: Phaethon lepturus (White-tailed tropicbird)
Lineage: Eukaryota; Metazoa; Chordata; Aves; Phaethontiformes; Phaethontidae
Gene: SPRYD7
Product: SPRY domain containing 7
Exons: 4
Molecular function (GO): protein binding
Source: RefSeq, a predicted model, not a curated record